Molecule: messenger RNA, 2289 nt
Organism: Brenthis ino (lesser marbled fritillary)
Lineage: Eukaryota; Metazoa; Arthropoda; Insecta; Lepidoptera; Nymphalidae
Source: the annotation of a GenBank genome assembly
AUGGCACUGCGUCGCUUUUUAGCUUAUCAUCGCAGAAUUUCCGCGAAUUUUGCAAUAUUUGAAGUGAAACAUAGUAAACUAUACACAAAUUUUAGCAAGACUUCAAAAUUCAGUUCAGCUAAAAGAAAAUUGUGCCCAAGCGCAACCGUGUUCACUGCCCCGUGGAAUAUGACCUUCGAGUACCCAGAAGCGAGAAGAGAUGAGACCGUGGUCGAUGACUACCAUGGAACCAAGAUAGCAGAUCCUUACCGGUGGCUGGAAGACCCUGAUUCAGAAGAGACUAAAGCUUUUAUUGAAGCUGAAAACAAAAUUACCCGUCCAUUUCUCGACUCUUGUCCAGUGAAGACUGACAUUAAUAACCGCCUUACAGAAUUAUGGAACUACCCCAAAUAUUCAAGCCCGUUUAGAAGAGGAAAUCGUUACUUCUUUUUUAAAAACACAGGACUUCAAAAUCAAAAUGUUCUUUAUAUGCAAGAGAGCUUAGACCAGGAGCCAGUGGUGUUUCUAGACCCCAACACCCUCUCGGAGGACGGCACUGUGGCUCUCUCGGGCUACAGGUUCACUGAGGACGGCUUGACCUUCGCAUACGGCCUCUCCGCCAGCGGGUCUGACUGGAUUACGAUACAUUUGAAAGAUGUUCUCACUGGCAAAGAUUACCCGGAGGUGUUAGAAAAGGUCAAGUUCGCGUCAAUGGCGUGGUCGAAGGACAACAAAGGACUUUUCUAUUCACGGUAUCCGGAGCAGACGGGCAAGACGGACGGCUCGGAGACGGAGGUGAACCGCGACCAGAAGCUGUGCUACCACCGCCUCGACACGCCGCAGGCGGACGAUGUCGUCGUCGUAGAGUUCCCGGAGGAGCCCUUGUGGAGGAUCGCGGGCGAGGUGUCGGACUGCGGGCGCUACCUGAUCGUGACGCCGGUGAAGGACUGCCGCGACAACCUGCUGUUCUUCGCGGACCUCAGCAAGACGCCCGACAUCUCCGGCAAGCUGCAGCUCACGCAGAUCGUGCACGAGUUCGAGGCUGACUAUGAGUAUGUAACCAACAAUGGCUCGGUGUGUAUAUUCAGAACGAAUAAGAAUGCGCCCAACUACAAACUCAUCAAGAUAGAUCUCAACAACCCCACUGAAGAGAACUGGGAAACUCUUAUACCGGAACACCCCCGAGAUGUGUUGGACUGGGCGGCGCCCGUGGACAACGACAAGCUGGUCCUUCACUACGUCAGAGAUGUGAAGAGCGUCCUCCAAGUGCACACGGACGCGGGCGAGCUGGUCCAGGAGUUCGACCUGGCGGUGGGCUCCAUAGUGGGCUUCUCCGGCAAGAAGGAACAGCACGAGAUAUUCUACCACUUCAUGUCCUUCCUCACGCCCGGCAUCAUAUACCGCGUAGACUUCACCACCGGCAGCCCUUACACGCCUACUGUGUUUAGAGAAGUAGAAGUGAAAGGAUUCGACGCGUCGCAAUACGAGGCUAAGCAGAUAUUCUACUCCAGCAAGGACGGCACCAAAGUUCCUAUGUUUAUUGUUUCUAAAAAGAAUUUGCCUCGCGACGGCUCCAAUCCGGCCCUAAUCUACGGCUACGGCGGUUUCAACAUCAACGUGCAGCCGAGCUUCAGCGUGACGCGGCUGGUGUUCAUGCAGCACUUCAACGGCGUAGUGGCCAUCCCGAACAUACGCGGCGGCGGCGAGUACGGCGAGCGAUGGCACAACGCCGGCCGUCUACUGAACAAACAGAACGUGUUCGACGACUUCCACGCGGCCGCUGAGUACCUGGUACGUGAGGGGUACACGCGCGCCGCGCUGCUCACCGCGCAGGGCGGCUCGAACGGCGGCCUGCUCGUCGCAGCGUGCAUCAACCAGCGGCCCGCGCUCUACGGCGCCGCGAUCGUGCAGGUCGGAGUGCUGGACAUGCUGCGGUUCCAGAAGUUCACAAUCGGACACGCGUGGGUGUCGGACUACGGCAGCUCCGACAACAAGACGCAGUUCGAGUACUUGCUCAAAUACUCCCCCUUGCACAAUAUACAGCCACCUGAUAACGUGAGCCGCGCGGAGUACCCGGCCACGCUGGUGCUGACGGCGGACCACGACGACCGCGUGGUGCCGCUGCACUCGCUCAAGUUCAUCGCGGCGCUGCAGCACGCCGUGCGCGCCGCGCCGCAGCGCCGCCCGCUGCUGGCGCGCGUCGACGCCAAGGCCGGCCACGGCGGCGGCAAGCCCACCGCCAAGAUUAUCGAUGAGCACACAGAUAUAUUGUGCUUCAUGACACAAGCCCUUGGACUUAAGUUUGAGAAA